Glycine soja is the source of this 2663-nucleotide messenger RNA. Its product is annotated as phenylalanine ammonia-lyase 2-like. Gene Ontology annotation, cellular component: cytoplasm. The transcript is spliced from 3 exons. The coding region runs from base 322 to 2493 and encodes 723 amino acids. Gene Ontology annotation, molecular function: phenylalanine ammonia-lyase activity. Lineage: Eukaryota; Viridiplantae; Streptophyta; Magnoliopsida; Fabales; Fabaceae. Gene Ontology annotation, biological process: L-phenylalanine catabolic process. The record is from RefSeq and is a predicted model, not a curated record.
CUCUCUUUCCUCAGGAAAAUUUUUCUUUUCCCACACCCCCCCAAAAUAGAAAAUUUUCCAUUUACCAUUCUUAUGCAAUCUCACCCUCCAAUCCCACAUUUGUGCAUUUGUUCCUUUCCAAUUUCUAACUUCCCAUGUACUACGUAUUUAUCCACCUAGCGUAGCUAUAACACAUCAUAUAUCACCCAACAACAUCAUCAUUCACAUAUCCACACACAAGAUCUUAAGAGACAGAGAGAAAUAAAACAAAAAACAACAACCUUAAGUUGAUUUUUCCCAUAUCCUAUAAUACUUCCUCUCCGACCAGGCCAUUUUUUUAGGAUGGAAUAUUCCAAGGAAAUUCAUAGCAAUGGCAAUGCAAAUGGUUCAUUGAACCUUUGCAAUGGUAGCACGGACCCACUUAAUAGCACGGACCCACUUAACUGGGGCAUGGCCGCGGAAGCUUUGAAGGGUAGCCACCUUGAUGAGGUGAAGCGCAUGGUGGAGGACUACCGUAACCCCGUGGUGACGUUGGGUGGCAAGAGCCUCACCGUGUCUCAGGUGGCGGCGGUUGCCACCCACCACCACGGCGGAGUUACGGUGAAGCUGGCCAAGGAGACCCAUCGCGGUGUCAAGGCCAGCAGUGACUGGGUCAUGGAUAGCAUGGUUAAGGGCACUGAUAGCUACGGGGUUACCACAGGGUUUGGUGCAACCUCACAUAGGAGAACCAAGCAAGGUGGUGCCCUCCAAACCGAACUCAUCAGAUUUUUGAAUGCUGGCAUUUUUGGCAAUGGAACAGAAUCUUGUCACACCUUACCUCACUCAGCUACAAGGGCAGCCAUGUUGGUUAGGAUCAAUACCUUGCUUCAAGGAUACUCAGGCAUUAGAUUUGAAAUCAUGGAGGCCAUCACCAAGUUUUUGAACCAUAACAUAACCCCAUGUCUUCCUCUACGUGGUACAAUCACUGCAUCAGGUGACUUGGUUCCUUUAUCAUAUGUUGCUGGCCUCUUGAUUGGAAGGCCAAACUCCAAGUCUAUUGGACCUAAUGGACAAGUUCUUAAUGCUAAAGAGGCCUUUCAACUAGCUGGAAUAGAUGGUGGUUUCUUUGAGUUGCAACCUAAAGAGGGUUUGGCACUAGUGAAUGGCACUGCAGUAGGAUCUGGCUUGGCUUCCACGGUUCUUUUUGAGGCAAAUUUGCUUGUCAUCCUUUCAGAAGUUUUGUCUGCAAUUUUUGCUGAAGUCAUGCAAGGAAAACAAGAAUUCACAGACCACUUGACUCAUAAAUUGAAGCACCACCCUGGCCAAAUUGAGGCUGCAGCUAUCAUGGAACAUAUAUUAGAUGGAAGCUCAUAUGUUAAGGCAGCACAGAAGUUACAUGAGAUUGAUCCACUUCAAAAGCCUAAACAAGAUAGGUAUGCUCUUAGAACAUCACCUCAAUGGCUUGGACCACAAAUUGAAGUAAUUAGGCAUGCAACAAAUAUGAUUGAAAGGGAGAUAAACUCUGUCAAUGAUAACCCCUUGAUUGAUGUUUCAAGGAAUAAGGCACUCCAUGGGGGGAAUUUCCAAGGUACCCCAAUUGGUGUUUCAAUGGAUAACACCCGUUUGGCUAUUGCAUCAAUUGGUAAACUUAUGUUUGCCCAGUUCUCUGAACUUGUGAAUGACUUCUACAACAAUGGUUUGCCUUCAAAUCUAACAGCUAGUCGCAAUCCAAGCUUAGACUAUGGAUUCAAAGGUGCUGAAAUUGCAAUGGCAUCCUAUUGUUCAGAACUCCAAUACCUUGCCAAUCCUGUUACCACUCAUGUCCAGAGUGCUGAGCAACAUAACCAAGAUGUGAACUCUUUAGGCUUAAUUUCCUCUAGAAAGACAGCUGAAGCAAUAGAUGUAUUAAAGCUCAUGUCAUCCACUUUCUUAGUUGCUUUGUGCCAAGCCAUUGAUUUGAGGCAUUUGGAGGAAAACUUGAAGAACACUGUUAAGAAUACCGUUAGUCAAGUGGCCAAAAGAGUUCUCACAGUUGGCAUCAAUGGCGAGUUACAUCCUUCUAGGUUUUGUGAGAAGGACUUACUCAAAAUUGUUGAUCGUGAGUAUGUCUAUGCUUACAUUGAUGACCCCUGUAGUGCAACCUACCCUCUGAUGCAAAAGUUGAGAUUAGUCCUAGUUGAUCAUGCAUUGCAAAAUGGUGACAAAGAGGCGAGUUCAAGUACCUCAAUUUUCCAAAAGAUUGGUGCCUUUGAAGAAGAGCUCAAUGCCCUUUUGCCCAAAGAGGUGGAAAGUGCUAGGAUUGAAGUUGAGAAUGGAAAUCCUGCUAUUCCUAACCGAAUUAAGGAAUGCAGGUCUUACCCAUUAUAUAAGUUUGUGAGAGAAAAUUUGGGUACAACUUUGCUAACAGGAGAGAAAGUCAAGUCACCUGGUGAGGAAUCUGAUAAGGUAUUUACUGCAUUGUGUGAAGGGAAGUUCAUCGAUCCUUUGUUGGACUGUCUAAAAGAGUGGAAUGGUGCUCCUCUACCAAUAUGCUGAGAUGGUGCUACCUUUUUUCUUAAGAAAACCAAAAUUUACUUUUCAUUUUCCUAUGAUGUAUGUUUUAUAACGCUAUUGGACGUGUAUUUGAAACUGUAGGAAUUGUAUUUCAAUCUAAUAUAUGUUCUUUUUCUGUAAACUACCAAAACAUUUAUAUUGGUGUUGAUUAA